This is a messenger RNA of Anguilla anguilla (European eel), 6617 nucleotides long. RefSeq names its product protein Wiz. The transcript is spliced from 19 exons. Gene Ontology annotation, biological process: regulation of transcription by RNA polymerase II. Gene Ontology annotation, molecular function: RNA polymerase II cis-regulatory region sequence-specific DNA binding; DNA-binding transcription factor activity, RNA polymerase II-specific. NCBI's taxonomy places the organism in Eukaryota, Metazoa, Chordata, Actinopteri, Anguilliformes, Anguillidae. Gene Ontology annotation, cellular component: nucleus. Bases 324 to 6617 code for a protein of 2097 amino acids. The record is from RefSeq and is a predicted model, not a curated record.
UGUCACGCAGCUAGCCGUGGCCUGCCCUGGCUGCAGUGGAAAGUAAUGGAGUCGCGCGUCUCGGCUCCGCGAAGCGCGUGCGAAAGAGAACGCACCCCGGUGUGACAGCUAAAAAAACAGCGACACACACGGAGCAAGUCAACGCACAUACACACGUACUGACAUAAACAACCAUACACACCAGUAAAAACAUGCAGCACGGCGCCUAAACGGCCCAGGAGCUCACCUCGAACGGCAGGCAAGCCAGGCCAUUCUCCUGGCUGAGGGGGUCAUUUGCUAUGUAGGGACAGGAGCGGGUUGGUGGACUACGGACUUCGGGGACCAUGGAACCAGGAGAGAGCUCCCCCUGCCCCUCCUGGGAUCCUCCCACUUUAAAGACAGUGCCCCUGGACCCACUGUCAUCCUCUCCCCAGAACCCAGAGUCCCCAACCCACCUUCACAGCACCUUACAGAGCUCCUGCUCUCCAGUGGCGAGGGGGGAGCACGCGGACAGUUGGGGCCCGUGGGACGGAAUUGGGGAGGGGACGGGGGACUCCUCCUCCAGGACAGGAUCAGGGGGGACCGCACAGAGGAGCCCUCGGCCCUCAGCCUUUCCCUCCUCCCUGGCCUGGGACUCCGACUCCGAGAAAGAAACCCUAGAUGAGGAGGAGCUACAGCACUUUUCUAACCCUCACGGUCUGGCAGCUCACAGCCCCGGAUCCCCCGCCUCGGGACACAGGCAAGAAAGAGCUGACGGUGAGGGUGACAAAGCACCUGAAAAACUACAGCACUUAAUCCCAGAGAGUGACCCGCCCAGCCCAGUGGAUGGGCAGGACCAAGGCGGGGCCAGCACACAAGCAGAUGAGCCAAAGACCGCACAACCCAGCUCACCAGACUCUGAAGAAAAUGGUGGCAGAGAGUUUACAGAGAAAGCGUCUCCUGAGCCGCCGUUGUCAGAGGCUAAACCAAAGGACGGGUGCCGAAAGGAAGAGGGAGAGAGGGAUGGACAGCAGGGGAGGGAGGAGGAGCCGGAGCCGGUUCUGGACGUGUACAGCUUCCCCGGGGACUCGGACCCCGAGAGCCCGCCGCCGGCGCCCUGGGCACACUGCACCUUCACCCAGCGCCGCAAGAGGAAGAGGGCCCUGCUCAAGCCCUUCUCCGGCCUGGGCGCCCAGCUGGCCACGCCCCUGGCCCUGUGGAAGAGGCCCAAGGGCAGCCCCCCGAAGGCCAGGGGAGACCUGCUCGCGGAGGUCGGGGGCGGGGUCUUUGAGUUCGCGGAGGAGGGCGGGAACGGAGGCGCGGGGAGGGACCCGGAACAGGAAGUGGCGAGCGACGGCCCGAGGGAGGAGGAAGGAGCGCUCUGCCAGGAGGUGUUCACCUGCGUGGAAUGUAGCAUUUACUUCAAGAAGCAGGUCCACCUGCAGGAGCACAUGCACCAGCACUGGCAGAGCGGGGGGCAGAGGAGGCGGGGCGAGGAGGAGAGCGGGCGGGGCGGGGGCGGGGCGGGGGCGGGGCGGUUCCAGUGCGCGGAGUGCGGCUGGGAGCUGGAGGACCGGCUGGCCCUGGCGGAGCACCGGCGGCAGCACGAGGAGUCGCGGCAGAAGAUCCUGGAGGAGAUCGGCAAGCUGAACGAGGGCGGGAAGGGGGCGGGGGAGCCGGGGGGGGCGGCCGCGGAGACGGGGGGCGCGGUCUCGGCCCCGCCCCGGCUCCGCUGCCCCAAGUGCAGGUUCGGCACGGACUCGUCGCGCGUGUACGUGGAGCACGCCAAGAUGCACAUCAAAGAGCGCAACAGCCAGCGGGCGCGGGGGCCGACCGCGCAGCCGCCGCCGGGCCCGGCCGGCCCGCUCCGCCCCUCCCCCCCGCUCCCCUGUGAGCUCUGCAGCUUCCGGGCCUCCAGCCCCACCGCCCUCCGGGAGCACCUGCUCCUGUCCCACCCCGCCUGGCCCGCGGCCUGGGAGGAGGAGGAGGAGGAGGAGGAGCCGCGGGAGGAGGGCCGCCCGGGGACCAGCCGCGACUUCCUCAACCCCUCCCUCCCGCCGCCGCCGCCGCCGCGCCCCGGGGACGAGCCCUUCCCCCCGCGGCGCUCGCGGAGCCCCGCCUCCUCGCCGGCGGCCCGCGGGACGCUCGGCCUGCGCCUGGGCACGGCCGUCAAGGGGGGCCGCCCCUGCCUGCCCCGCCCCCGGCCUUCCCCGCCCCCCCCUCCCGUGACCCCCCCCGCGGGACCCCGCCGGAGGGACGUGGCCUUCAAGAGCAUCGGGAACCGGAGGGCGGGGAGGGGCGGGGCCUGGAGGGAAGGGCCGCCCUCGGCGUCGCCCCUGCCGAGCCCCCCCCCACUGCCUUCGGCGACGGGCGGGGCGCGGAAAUGGGACCAAAACGAGGACCAGGUAGCCCAGAAGAGCCAGCAGCUCAGUGCCGAUCCAGGCUCAAAGGAGGUGCCUGCCCUCGCCUUGCAGCUGAAGCGCAGUUUCUCAGACGGCCUUCGGGGGGCGGCAGAGAGCCUGGGGCUGACGGAGGGGCAGCAGACCCAGCUCAGGCACAUGCUGCCCCUCGUCCUCAUUGAGCCCUUCCACUUCAGUCCCCGAGCUCCCUCCCCAGUUCCCGGAUUUGGGGAGAGGGUCAGGGCAGCGGGAAACUUCCGUCCUUUUCCGGAAGACAACGUAGCCUGUCCCGUGGUAAAAGAGGAUGACGACGAAGAAGAUUACGAGGACGAGGACAAUGAUGAAGACGACGAGGGGAAUCUCUUCCUGUCAGAGGAGGAGGAGGAGGUCGGGGAAGGGGCGGGGAUGCUGAAGAACGUCGAGAGGAAGUGCCCGUAUUGCCCCGAUCGUUUCCACAAUGGCAUCGGCCUGGCCAAUCACGUGAGGGGCCACCUCAACCGAGUGGGCGUCAGCUACAACGUGCGCCAUUUCAUUUCCCCCGAGGAGGUCAAUGCCAUUGAAAGGAAAUUCUCUUACCAAAAAAAGAGGAAAAAAGUGGCCAACUUUGACCCGGACACCUUCAGCCUGAUGCGCUGCGAGUUCUGCAGUGCCGGCUUCGACACCCGGGCCGGCCUGUCCAGCCACGCCCGCGCCCACCUCCGCGACUUCGGCAUCACCAACUGGGAGGUCACCGUGUCGCCCAUCCACAUCCUGCGGGAGCUCUUCUCCAGCCGGCCCGACCUGGUGCUUCCCACCGCGCCGCCGCGCAGCCCCGCCGCGGACCCCGACCCCGACUCUGAGGACGAGGAGCCGGCGGUCAGCCGGGGCGGGGCCGCGGACCGCGCCGUGCCCCCCCUGCCGUCGUCGUCUCCGGCGCCUCUGGCUCGAGCGCAAGGUGUGCAGGAAGACAAGAUGCCCACAGUGGAAGGAGUGACAGCAGGCUCUGGGAGGAAGAGUGUGGUUCCUUCAGAUUCUGGGAACAAGCGCAUGGACCCUGGCAGCCCCAGGGACGAGCCAGACAGCAAGGCCACCGGCCUGCUGCAGUGUGAGGUGUGCGGGGCCCCGUUCGAGACCAGGCGGGGCCUGUCCAGCCACGCCCGCUCGCACCUCCGGCAGCUGGGCAUCGGGGUGUCCGAGAGCAGCGGGGCGCCCAUCGACCUCCUGUACCAGCUCAUCAAGGAGCGGGACGGGCGCUGCUUCCCCGAGCCUCCGCACCCCUCCGCGGCCAAGAAGCCACCCCCGGGGAGCCCUUCCUCCCGAAAGGAGCCCGGGCCCAGGCUCGGAGGAGCCAAAGCGGCGGUCGCGGAGAGGAAGCCCUCCCCGCUGUCCCCCCUGGCCGCUCCCUCCCGCGCCAAAGCGGCCGCCUCCUCCAGCCGCUCCUCUUCCCCGGCCGCCCUGGGAAACGCCCGCUCGGCCUCCCCGCUGCUGCGGAAGGCCCCCAUCUCCUCCCUCCUGCCGGCCUCCUCGCCCCUCCGCUCCUUGGACCCCAAGCCCGGCGGCGGGAAGACCGCCUCGCCCUCCGGCGCCCCUCCCGCCUCCGCCAAGCCUUUCUGGGCCCCGCAGGAGACGGACGCCCCCCUCAACCUGACAAUGGACGUGGACGCCAGCAAGGACAUUGUGUGCCAGCUGUGCGGCGCCUGGUUCGAAACGCGCAAGGGCCUCUCCAGCCACGCCCGCGCCCACCUGCGCCACUUCGGCGUGGUGGACGCCGAGACCAAGGGCUCCCCCAUCGACUAUCUCAACCAGCUGAUCCACACGGACGACUUCAAGCACAGGGCCGGCUCGCUGCAGCCCGAGGACUCCGAGGAGCUGGAGGACCUGGCGCCCGGCUUGACCCCUCCCUCCGCCUCCUCUUCCUCCGCUAAGCGGCCGGUCUCCUCCCCCUCUCCCGGGCUCUACAAGGGCGUCUCGGCGGAAGGAGGCUCGGGCUCCAAGGGCACCCCGUCUUCUCCGCUCCUGUCUCCCCCCAGCAAGCGGUACAAGCCCACCGCCGCCGAGAGGGCGGGCCUGCAGGUCUUCCGUUUGAGUGGCGGCGAGCUCACGCCAAUCACUCACGGCGAACCGCUGAAGGAGAUCGGCUGCGAGUUCUGCGGGGAGUACUUUGAGAACCGCAAGGGCCUGUCGAGCCACGCCCGCUCGCACCUGCGCCAGCUGGGCAUCACCGAGUGGUCGGUGAACGGCUCGCCCAUCGACACGCUGCGGGACCUGAUCACCCGGCGGGGCCUGCCCUGCGCCCUCCCCCUGCGGCCCCUCAAGUCGCCGCCCGCCUCCCCCACGUCCCCCCGCUCCCCGGCCUCCUCCCCCGCCUCGCCCAGCCUGGUCAAGCGGCACCCCUUCGGCCCGGGCCAGCCGCACCAGCCCACCGCCCGCAAGAUGGGCGGCAUGGCGGCGUCGCGGCUGCCCGCCAAGCCCAAGCCCGAGCCGGUGCAGCUGGAGCUGGGCAUGGCGGGCGAGGGCGGGGCGGCGGGCAUGGCGGGUUACGCGCCCGAGGCCCUCUCGCCGGGCUGGCGCGGCUCCGACGGCAUCCUGCCCCUCAACCUGGCCGCCCCUGAGCCCGAGCCAACGCGGGACAUCCGCUGCGAGUUCUGCGGGGAGUACUUCGAGAACCGCAAGGGCCUGUCGAGCCACGCCCGCUCGCACCUGCGCCAGCUGGGCAUCACCGAGUGGUCGGUGAACGGCUCGCCCAUCGACACGCUGCGGGAGCUCAUGCGCAAGAAGGGCGCCGCCCCCGCGGGACAGGUGAAGAAGGAGCCCGGCCUGGGGGGCGGCCCCGCCUGGGAGGAGCUGGGCUACCUGUCCCCCAAGUUCUCCCGCAAGUCGCCCGUCAGCAUGCUGCACUCGGGGUCGCGCCUCCUGAAGCAGGGCCUCGGGGGGGCGUCCCUCUCCCUGUCCCCGCUCGGCGGGGGCAAGGGGGGCGGCGGCGGCUUCCUGGGCGCGGCGUCCCAGCUGGGGAAGAGGCCUCUGGCGGACGAGGGCCAGUCCCACGAGAGGCCGUCGCCCAAAACCUUCUCCACCCCGCCGCUGGAUUUCUCCUUCAAGGGGAAGUCCUCCCCGGACAAGUACGGGACGUCCCACUCAGCCUCGGACGCCAGCUGCGAGCUGUGCGGCUUCUACUUCGAGAACCGCAAGGCGCUGGCCAGCCACGCCCGGGCCCACCUGCGGCAGUUCGGCGUGACGGAGUGGUGCGUGAACGGCUCGCCCAUCGAGACGCUGAGCGCCUGGAUGCGCAGCAAGCCGCACAAGGUGGCCGAGAUGCACCGCCGCUACCUGCAGGGCGACCGGCCCUUCCCCAAAAAGAAGUGUGGCUCCUCCCCCUCCCCCUCGGCCGAUUUGGACCGCCUGUCCCCCGGGGCGUCCAAGCCCCCGUCGUCCCAGCGGCCCUCCCUGGGGCUGCCCCUGGGCCGGCGGGCGGGGCGGGAGGUGACGGGGGGCACGUGGGGGGCGUCCCGGGCCGGCCAGGGCCGAGGCGAGGCGGGCUCCUCCUUACCGCAGGGCCACGGCGCGUCCCGCCAGGCCGCCCUCCCCCACUCACAGGUGGCCCGCAGCGAGCUCAACGUGCGCUCGCCCAGAGGGUUCGAGCGGCGCCCGCCCAAGCACUCGUCCCACUCCGAAAGCGGGGAGAGGGAGAUGGGACCCCCGCAGACCCCCCGGACCGGCACCAUCCCCGCCCUCGUGCCAAAGCCCCCCUCCACCCCGCUGGUCAAGCUGGUGGGGAAGGUGUACUCGCUCAAAUGCAGGUUCUGCGAGGUGGAGUUCCAGGGGCCCCUGUCGGUCCAGGAGGACUGGGUCAGGCACCUCCAGCAGCACAUCCUGGAUCUCAACUUCAAUAAGCCUGCGCCCCCCCCCGCCACGCCCGCCACGCCUGCCCCGGAGGACCCCGCCGUCCCCACCCCGGCCCCCGUCCCGGGAGUCACGCCCACACCCACCUCCACCUCCACCCUGACCCCGACGCCCACUCCCACGCCCGCGUCCACCCCCGCCCCCACCCCACCCGGGACUGUGACCCUCACGCACUCGGUAUGUGCCAAAGAGCCCGUCUGCCUCCGUCUUACCUCAGCAAGUCGCUCACACGGACGGAUCCCUGAAGUGUUGGACCUGGCUGCCACGCGGCGAAGGUUUCGGGCGGUUCCCCUGCGCGCUCGUCCGCGCCGCGCCGCGCCCCCCGUCCUGCGCUCCGUCGAGCCCGAAGCCGUCGUCUCCCGUGGGACGGCACCCGUAUGA